CUCAGAGUGGGUCAGGCGUGGAGAGAGCCAGCGGUAAUGCGUGUGUCUAAUGUUUUUAUUCCGUACUGACAGUCAGGAGAGACAGUCUCACCGAACCCUGGAGCUGAAGGCAUUUUCUGUCACGAUCAAGAGUCUCUGUGUCAAGUGUGAUAAAGUUUGUUGUGAUAUAGAGGAGAAGAUCCGCUCUGGACUUUAUUUUUCUAACUGAACCACACAAUUUUGGAGAUUUUUCCAGAUUGGGAAUCAAAGGAAUAACGCGCAUUAUUCUUCCUUGGCACGGAGAGAGAGGCAGAGCUGAUGCAAAAAUGCUUUUGGUAACACCAGUGCUGUUGCUGCUGCUGUCUUGGGUGUCACUGCAAGCUGUCGCAGAGAUUUGCCGGGGGACGCACUGCUACGGCACGGAAACCGGCGAUCCGAGGCCGUGCACCGGUGCGCACUGUCCGGGGGGCAGAUCCUCCAGACCGCCGCGGCACUUUAACCCGACAGCGCAGGGGAGAGCGGCGCAGAUAGUCGCCAGCCAACACUACGCGUACCCGAGCUUUCCAAGAGCAGCAUCGGAAGCCUACCCGGCUGUGCAGCCACACCGCGGGCGGCACAGUGACAGCAGCAGCGGCGGCGGCGCACGGAAAAGAACGUCUGAAGUUUUACCUGCAGGAUGCACCGAUGCGGACUGCGCCGCUCUUGUAAGACAAUUUCAGCCCGCUAAUGACACCCGGGAGUGUCGAGGGAUCGAGUGCAGACUGCCACUGAGGAUACGGCCAAAAGCUCGUCUUGCGAAGUCUUGUGUUGGAGAGGGAUGUAGUUCAGAGGAGAGCGCCAGCCAGCUCCCUCCUGUCCAUCUGUCCGACAGAGCCGCGCAGUUUCUGGGAGAUUUUCCGGAGCUUGGAUAUCCGUCGUCGGAGCUUGGCAGCGCGCCUUUGGGUGUCCAGCUCACAUGUGACAUCAAGCCAGGAGAGAAUGAGGUUCCCUCAGAAGACGCCCUCAUCUUGCACCUUCAGCUGGCCAAGGGGCAGGAGAAGCUGGUGGAGGCCCUGCGAGCCCAGCAGGUGGUCAUUCGUGACCUGCAGCAGAAGCUGGCAGACCAACAGGAGGCGCUGCUGUCCCAACAGAGGGAGAUCCUAGACCAGCAGCGGCGCAUGUACGAGCAGAUGGAUGUGGUGAAGGCACAGUAUGGCCUCCUCUCGGACACCGUCAAGCAGGUGUCCUUCCAGGGCCUGCAGGGUGAGCUGCAGAGCUACUUCGAGAGCCACCUGGCGGGGCUGCAGAAUCAGGCCCGCAGUCACCUGCAGAAGUCCUAUGCCGUGCACAAAAUGGACAUGGACACAAAGGUAAUGGAUGUAGUUGGAGAGGCUAAUUUUCCUCAACCUCUGUUGGGAUGCCCCUCACCCUGUGGGCAGGAGGAGUUCUGUGAUUUUCAGAGGGACCCACCUCAGUGUGUGAAGUGCACCAUGUGUCCACCGGGCUUCUUUCUGAUCUCACAGUGUUCUCCUACUGCAGACAGGAUGUGCCAGGACAGAGAUGAAUGCCUUGAAGUACCAAACAUUUGUGGAGAGCGAGUGAAGUGCCUGAAUACUCCAGGAGGGUUCAGGUGUCUGGGAGUUUCUGAGAGAGAAGCGGUGAUGGGCUUGUGUGGUCACGACUACUUCUUCAACCAGGAGCUGCAGGAGUGCCAGGCCUGUUCUGAUUGUGAUGGAGAGCCUGUUUCUGAACCCUGCACAGCUAUCAGUGACGCCGUCUGCGGUCAGCCUUCAGAGAGCCAACUCUCCCAGUCUUGGAGGGGAAAUGUGGCAGUUCCCUCUGCCAAGACCUCUGGCACCCACAUCUUCCCUGGGCUUCAGCUGAACAUCCGAGGCAAAGAGAGAAUUGAUCUGUUGUCCAAUGACGCGGGGCAGGUGACAUUCCUGCAGCAUGGCCUGGUGUGGUUGGAUCAUAACUUUGCAAUAAAGCACAGCUGCAGGAACUUCCUUCAGGUCGGGAUGAGGCUCAAUGGGAGCCAGGAGGAGGAGGGUCAGGACCUAAGUGGGGUUCGCAUCGAACAGCCAGAUGGGAAAUACUUCCAGGGUGUCAGUGUCAGCAGUGGUGUGGAGGUGGAGCCGAACCACACCUUUACUCUGCUGCUGAAGAGUCCGAAUCAACACUGCAACCAGAGCAAGGAUAUCCACCUCUAUGACAUCGCAACUCCCUCUUUCAGCCUACUCUGGUUGUCUCAUGACACCGGUGCCGUAGCAAUGACGGCUCAGAUGUCCCUGUUGGCGCACUACCAGACCAGCUACCGCCCCACUUUCCGCAUGACCUCAGUGUCCGACCCCUAUAUGAUCAUUCUAACCCACGACAACCGUGGUGUGCGCUUCACAGAAAGCGGUGUUGUGAAGUUUGUCCUCCAACAGGCGCUUUACUCUAUGGGCCACACCUGCAUUCGAGAGGGUUUCUCCCUGAUCGCCUACACUAACCACAACGGGACUGGCCAAGAAGCGAUGCAAGCCUUCAAGACAGGCGUCAACUAUAGGGACACCUCCAUCACCCUCUCUGGCGCUGUGAGCAUAGAAACUGGGGACACGCUAAGCUUUGAGAUCACAACUCCAUCCCAGUGCAACAUCCGUUACUUUGGGGACAGCACUGGGAUCAGUAUGCUGAGCCUUAUCUGGAUUCCCUCAGCAGUGUCGUCUGCCCUGACCGCCACCGUGUCCAGGACUGGUCUGCCCUUUGGAGCAGUCAGGAAUAAGCCGCUGUCAUUCCAGCAGAUAAGCCUGGGCACGCCGCAGGUUCAUUUGGCCCGCUCAGGGGAGCCGAACAGCCGGAAGAACUUUAUAUUCCAUGAGAAAGGGACAGCAAACGUAGCCCUGAAUUUGAAGCUGAUACACUCCUGCAAUAUUGUAAAACUCACUCUGCAGCAGGUGGGGGGUCAGGGCGGGCAGGCUGGUCCUGUGGCUCAGCAGGUGUCUGGAUAUAUGCCUGAAGGGAGCGAGUGGGCAAGCAUCGGGCUGAGGGCCUCAUUUCCUGUCCAGAAUGGCACAGCAGUCUACGUCACUCUGGACUGUAUCCGCGGACGAGUUAACCAGAUAAAACACGAGGGCGGCACUAACAUUUCAAUCCUCUGGGUUGCCGUGUGAUCCAAGAACAGAUUAAGUCUUUGUCAUUAAUACAUUUUGUUAAAAAAAAAAAAAAAAAAGACAGUUUUGCACAAUAUUGAAUUGCAGAGCAGAUUCAACAAUUUACCAAAUUAAGAGAGAAUACAAGUAGAUGAAAAACAAUGUUAUUCAUCUAUUACACAUAUUUUGUCAUAUUAUUGUUUUUAAAUGUACAUUUCCUUACGUUUUUAGACUUUUAUUGUGAAAUCUCUGUUGGGUAUGAUUAACAUACUGUAAGUACUGCUUUUGCUUGAAGUACUUCGGCUGGUUGAGCAGUGACCAAUUCUUCAUGGGAUGUGUUUGUGUGUGUGUGUCUGUACAGUGUGUAUGAGUGUGUGUACAUGCAUGUGCAGUGGUGCUUUUAUAUGUAUGUAUGUAUGUAUGUAUGUAUGUGUGUGUACACACACAUCGGCAUGCCUACUUUUGUAUGAGUCGUUAAAUAUGUAUAUCCUUACAUUCCUGCACAUAUUUAACUCACGUACUGUAUGUAACAAACCUUUUUGUAUCGUAUCGUUAGGCAUUUAGCACAGUAGUUUAACAUUUUGGGAGAUAUGCUUAUUUGCUUUCUGGAAGAGUUUAAAGAAUAUUUAACCCCCAAAUGACCAUCUGUAUAUAAAUUACUCACCCCAGGUCAUGUUAAAUUCUUGAGGAAAACUUUGUUAUUCUUGCAUGCCUCUGGUGAAAGAAGAUUCCAAAAACAGAAAAAAAGCCCUGAUGAAUUGAAGUCACGGGGGGCAUAUUUCACAACAGCAAAGCUAUAUCAAAACAUCCGUUUACAAACUCUCACACAAAUCAUGCAGCAUAAUCCAAGUCUCAUUUAUCCAGUUGUAUGUUCUGAUGGGGAACUGAACUAAAAAUAAAACUUAUAUGCUCUCUUUAAAGCCAGACUGCAUUGAUGAAAACAGCAAUUUUACCUCGCUGAACACAGGAGCUGCUGGUCUACCACUGCCUCGAUCAGUUAGUUUGUGUUAUGUGUGACUUAAAUGAAUCUGAAGAAAACUAAAGUCAGACAAUAACACAAACUAACUAACUGAUCGAGGCAGUGGUAGAUCAGCAGCUCCUGUGUUCAGCAAGGUAAAAUUACUGUUUUUGGAAAUGGAGUGUGGCUUUGAAGAGAGCAUAGAUAAAGCCUCUUAUACACAUGUACUGCAAACCUGAAGUUAUCUAGACAUUACUCAGAGGACCUGUAUGUGAAAACACAAAUGUCGGAUUGGACCUCAACCAGACUUCACCCUGCCAGCUCCCUAGUACAAAGUCUGUGUAAUUUCCAACUGAGCUCGUGUUUAAAUAGAGCAAGUAAUUGUCUUGAAAAUUCACUGCGAGCAAGUGGGUAUAUUGAUGAUGUUUCUAUCAUGAAGUUGAGGCAAAAUCAGAAGAAAACAAACAAGUGUAAAGAAGAGGGAUCAUCAGGGAUCAGGCCGAAAUCAGAAAACAAGAGGUGAGAACACUUCUGACACAGCCAGUCUGCUGUUGUAUGCUACAUGUGUGAAAUACAAUGUCCAGACUUUAUUCUCCAGACAUUGCCUGCGGUUCAUAGGAGAAAAUGGCUUAAGUUUUAUUUUCUGUUCAGCUCCCCUUCAGACAGGGCGGUCUGUCUGAGAAGUACUGAGCAUACGACUGGAAUGAAUGAGACUUGGAUUAUUCUGCAUGAGUUGUGUGAGAGUUUGUAAAUGAAUGUUUUCAUAUAGUUUUGCUGUUUUAAAAAGUGGUCCCCUAUGCUUUCAGUUCAUCAAGAUUUCGUCAGUUUUUGGAUUCUUCGUUCACUGUAGAGGCAUACGGGAAAAACAAACCUUUCUUCAUAAAUUCAACAUAACAUGGGGUGAGUAACUGAUAUCCAAAUAGUCAUUUGGGGGGUGAAAUAUUCCUUUAAAUGAGAAUAUUGAUAACAGUCUCCAACAUAUGAGUGGUAUCAGUCUUCUUAUCAAACAAAUAGAAUGCAUGCAUUUCCCAAAAUGUCAAACUAUCCCUUCAGUGCUCUGAGGAAUGAGUAUACACAAAUGCUACGUAGUAAAAGCAGGAGUUGGUAUUUGAUGUUUUUGAUGAUAUUUAUUUGCCUUUUAUAAACAGGACUUUUGUAUUUACACUAUAGGAUGCAGACAUGAGAAAGAUAUAAGAAUAUGUUAAGAAUAUGUCGUGCUUAUGGUAAAGCGCUGAGUAGGCAGUGUUGAUAUUCAAAAACAUGCAGUGAUAGCCUCGAUCAUACGUUUAUUUGCCCACGUACAGUUUAACACAGCAUUAUGGAAUGUGCAAACAUCAUACUUUGUUAUUCUUUUGCCUAAAUGCUGUUUCCCUGUGUAGAGUUGCUCAUGCAUAUCGUUCCUAAUUGCCUCUGUGUGUGUUCUGUCCUCUAAACAAUUAGGCAUAAUUAAGUGUUUCAGGGAGUUGGCAGCGAAGCCGCCACUGAAAUUUUUCAGCUUUAUUCUCACUUCAUUAUGUUAAGUGAUUUUUUUUUUGUUUUUUGGUUUGGCUCCCUGCACAUGUCAAUGCAUGCAUACUUGUUCAACACCAAAUAAAAUGUACAUUUAUUUUGCCAGAAAAUAAAUUUCAC
This is a messenger RNA of Epinephelus fuscoguttatus (brown-marbled grouper), 5676 nucleotides long. It is a transcript of the gene nell3, whose product is annotated as NELL (neural EGFL like) family member 3. The transcript has 4 exons. The record is from RefSeq and is a predicted model, not a curated record. NCBI's taxonomy places the organism in Eukaryota, Metazoa, Chordata, Actinopteri, Perciformes, Serranidae. Gene Ontology annotation, molecular function: protein binding; calcium ion binding. The coding region runs from base 306 to 3110 and encodes 934 amino acids.